AUGUUAAGGGUGAUUAGAGAGGAGAUAAAGAUAGGAUCGGAAGAAGUGAAAGGGCAGGAAAGGGAGAUAAGGGAGGAAAUAAGGGAAGAAAUGGAAAAAUUGAAAAAACAAAUGUGCAAAAGGGAGCAGCAGUGGAUUGAGGAAAGAAGGGAGCUGAGGGGGGAGGUCGGGGAGCUGGGUAAGAGAUUAGAAGCCGUGGAAUUACGAAAAAGCGGGGAAUUAGAAAAUGAAGAGGAGAGGUUAGCAAAGGUAGAGCAGGAGAGGAUAGCGGACGAGGCAUGCGGACAGAAGGAGGGAGUAGCAGGGAUGGCAAGGAAAGCGAUAGAGACAGUUAGGGAGAUGGAGUGGUCGCUAGAAAGAAAAGAAAGGGGAGUGCGUAGGGAGAACAUAAUUCUCAAAAGAACGAAUAUAGUAAAGGGGAAGGAAAAAGAAGGGGUGCAGGUUGGGGUAAUGGGGAUGUGGGAAGUGGGGGCAAAAGGGGUGUGGGUAGCAAAGUUAGGAAGCAGAGAUCAAAAGAGGCAGGUGAUGGAGAAGAAAAGGGAGUUGAGAAGGAGGAUUGAGAGAAUAGAGGAUGACCUCACUUGGGUGGAAAGAAAAAUGCAAUGGAAAUUAAGAGAGAUAGCAUCGACAGUGAAGCAAGAGAGAAGUAGAGUAAGAGUAGGAUAUGGGAAAUUAUGGAUAGAUGGGGAAGUAUGGAAGUGGGACGAGCUAGGGGAGGUGCUCAGGGAUGUGGCGGGUAGAGUGCGGGGGGUGCAAGGUGUAGUCAGCGACGUGGACGGUGCGGUAGGGGGCGUUCUGCAAGAGGGCGAUUUGUUGAAGCAGGGAGGGACGAAGGCGGGGGAAGGGAUAGUGGGGUGA
Molecule: messenger RNA, 858 nt
Organism: Diprion similis
Lineage: Eukaryota; Metazoa; Arthropoda; Insecta; Hymenoptera; Diprionidae
Product: golgin subfamily A member 6-like protein 6
Exons: 1
Coding region: 1-858 (285 amino acids)
Source: RefSeq, a predicted model, not a curated record